CCAAGACUUAGACAAUAUUGGCUCAAACACGCCAAUGGAGGACUACAGGUUGUGGGUUCCCACACAGAAAGAACUUGAAAUUGAAGAAUCAAGCAGGCUGGUGACAAUGUCUGACUUGUUCAGGAAGGAUAUACCAGCAAACGGUGUGUUCAUUACCGAAGUGCCAAGAAGUGUUAAAUCAUUCUUCACCAACUACAAGUACGUGGCGCACUGCGGUCUAAGUAAAAGCAAUCGCAACAUGGUAGCCAUUCGUAUGGCCAUGCCACAUCGUAUCCUGCCUUUCGUAGGUCCCAAUCUAAAAGUAUUUUCUUCGGUCAAGCCUCCAGAAAUUCUUGUCCGGCAUUGGGAGCGAAAACUGGGCAGCCGCGUUAGACCAAGAUUUACAUGUCUUACAAAGAGUCAUGGUAACACUACAUAUGUGUGUCCUUAUCCCAUUGAACAGUUACCGCUCCACCAACAGCAUGUGGAACCUGAUGCAUACUAUAAAGUCCUCAGCAAGAGGUUUGUAAGUGAAGUUGAUAUAACACAACCAAAAAUCCUCACCAAUGCUACGAUCCCUUGCGUAGUUAAAUUGACUCAUGGCAUGGGAGGCACUGCUGUAUUUUUGAUAACAAACGAAACCGAACUACAGAUGACACAAUCAAAGAUCAUGACCACGCAUCCCGAUGCGGAUCUAAUCGUUACAGAGAUGAUCACAGAUCUGGAAUCUCCAGAAUACAGUGCCCACUUCUUUGUUGACAAAUCUGGGAAUGUUACUUGGUGGGAGGUGGUCGAGCUCAUUGAAGAUGCCAAUGGACAUUCCAUUGGAACUAUGUGGACAAAGAAUAAUGGCCGUUUAAGACAAAUCAUGGAGCCAUUCGUAAUCAAAGUUGCCCAGGCCCUGCACCAAAAUGGCUACUAUGGGCCUGCAGGAUGCGACGUCCUGCAUAAUGGUAGGCAGGGUUACUUGGUAGACAUCAACCCGCGAAUGACCUGUUCUAUGCCUUUAUGUCUGAUGGCUAGGGAAAUGGAAAGACGUGGCUGGUCAGUUGGCGUUUUGACCCGUCAACGAACACUAGACGGCACCUUAGAUGACGUCAUAGCUCGCGCUGAAAGCAUCUCGGAUGGCGAGGUGGUAAUACUGAGUGGAGGAGAGCUAGAAGGGGGCGCCAUUAUGGCCUACGUCGCAGUCUUUUCAGAGAGCCGAGAAGCAUGUGAACACAUCAUUAGCAACAAGCUUCCUUUUAUUUGCACAUCAUCCCGACUUUCAAGAACUGCACGCUAAGAGGAUAACACGGGCGUGUAUUAGUAAUUUUUAGGAUGCGAAUGACUGCGAGUGCAGUUUUGUCUCUUUUGCUUCCAGGUUGUAUUUUAGCAACAAAUACGAGUUCUUGCCACAUGUACUCCCAAAAG
Molecule: messenger RNA, 1392 nt
Organism: Lingula anatina
Lineage: Eukaryota; Metazoa; Brachiopoda; Lingulata; Lingulida; Lingulidae
Molecular function (GO): ATP binding; metal ion binding
Source: RefSeq, a predicted model, not a curated record